CAGUAGCAAUCUAGCCAGCGUCUGCAACAGUUAGCUUCACCUGUAUAGCUAGAAAAGGAUUGUCAUACGAUGGCAGGAGAAGCGAAGACAGACAAAAAGGAUUCCCAAGUCGAUGUUGAGUUCAAGAAGCGCGAUGCCAGCUGGCCCCUCGUGCUCUGGUACAUCCAUGUCUAUAUGCUGGGCAGCUAUGGCAUUUAUAUAACAUUUACGAGCGCCCUCUGGUCUACGAUUUUAUUCACUACCGCACUCACUUUACUGGGCAUUCUGGGCGUGACGGUGGGCGUGCAUCGAUUGUGGGCGCAUCGCACCUUCACAGCAGUUGCUCCGCUGCGUCUGUUCCUCAUGCUCUGCCAGACGUUGUCUGGCCAGGGCACCAUUUACAGUCGCGUGCAGGCACAUCGGCUGCAUCAUGCGUACUUCCAGAAGGACGAGGAUCCCUACUAUAGCAAGCAUAACUUUUGGUAUGCACAACUACAUGGCAAUCUAUUGAAGUACUCGCGACAGCAGGAGCAGCUCUUGAAGGAGGUGGACAUGUCCGAUAUAGAGAACGAUAAGAUCGUCAUGUUCCAGAAGCGUUACUAUGUGCUGCUCUAUAUUCUGAUUAAUGUGCUGCUGCCCGUGAAUACGCCGUUCCAGUACUUUGGCGAGGCCUUCAUCAACGCGCUGUUCGUGAGCUUCUGGCUGCGCAGUAUGAUUGUGUUGAGUGUCGGAAAUCUUGUGAACUCGGCGCAUUUCAUUUGGAGCAUACACAAGGGCUUCAAGCCCACCGACUCGAACAGCAUAUUUGUCAUUACGAAAUCCUUCUGGCCCCAAUUCCACUAUCUGCUGCCCAAUGACUAUCUGAGUGGGGAGUUUGGGGACUAUGCCAAUGGCACGGGCUCCACCAUGAUCCGUGUCUUUGCGGCCCUUGAUCUGGCCAAGGAUCUGCACACCGUCUCCUCGGUGGCGGUGCGCAAUGGCCUAACGGAGGCCGUGGAGAAGAAUCGUCCAAUAAUCGAGUGCAUCAAUGAGCAGGUGAAGCUCGAGGAGAGUUUACGCCCAUUCAACCAUUUUCUCAACCGCGAUAAGUUCAUGUGAGGCGCGCACGAUGGAAAUAAAUUGCUAGCAUUCAAUCGUCAAUUAUGCAUAA
Molecule: messenger RNA, 1129 nt
Organism: Drosophila navojoa
Lineage: Eukaryota; Metazoa; Arthropoda; Insecta; Diptera; Drosophilidae
Product: acyl-CoA Delta-9 desaturase
Biological process (GO): unsaturated fatty acid biosynthetic process
Cellular component (GO): endoplasmic reticulum membrane
Molecular function (GO): stearoyl-CoA 9-desaturase activity; iron ion binding
Source: RefSeq, a predicted model, not a curated record